AUGCCUUUUAAAAUGAGUAGCAAGCUUAAAGCAGUUAAGACCUCAUGUACUAAAAUAAAGAACCCCUGCAAAUACUGCCUUCAACAAGUCACCAAUAGGAAUGGGUUACAGUGUCAAGGAGCUUGCAAAAAAUGGGCCCACUUCAAUUGUCUCAACUAUACACCGGGAAAAAUAUCCGACAUCAAAGCUGGCAUAAUUAAAGUGACAUGCCCGUGCCCUGAUUGCGAAACGACUCAACCCAAAGAGUACUUAGUGAAACCACCUUACACGUGUUCGAAUCAGAACUGUCCAGCAAACAGAGGGCCAAAGUGUGUCUCAGAAGAUUGCCCCUUGAAUCCCAAAAAGAAGCCAGAGAGCACAUGUGGUAACAAAACUUGUUCCAAGGAACCGGUCAGUUGUCCAGCUGUUGAGUGCCCACAAUCUGCAACUCAAGUGCAGAAACGGUCUCAUCCUAGAUUGCAACCUGCGCGCCCUCCUACACCCCCUCGUAGCGGUUCGAAAAAAUCGCCACAAUCUAACUCGCCAUGUCGCUCACCGAAAGUACCUAAGACAUGUUCUCCUCCGGCUCCUCCUACGCCGCCGAAACAAAAAGUCUGCCCCCCUGAAAAAGUGAAAAAACCUGUGUGCCCGGAAAAACCAAAAAAAAAAGAAAAACCACCGAAGAAGAAACCAGUUGUAUCCCCAUCUUGCUCAGUACUGUCAUCAACUUCAAAUUGCCCCAAAACAAAAUGUUCUUCGUCGGACUCCAACCUGAAUCGAAAAACUCAAGCUUCAAUGGUGCAAGCCGUGCAAGAGAUGUGCAACACUGUUGGAAAGCUUUCAAAUCAGUUAAAAGAACUUAUGUGCAAAGUGACGCAAAAUUGA
Messenger RNA from Spodoptera littoralis (African cotton leafworm), 864 nucleotides. Lineage: Eukaryota; Metazoa; Arthropoda; Insecta; Lepidoptera; Noctuidae. The record is from the annotation of a GenBank genome assembly.